Messenger RNA from Thlaspi arvense, 3783 nucleotides. The record is from the annotation of a GenBank genome assembly. NCBI's taxonomy places the organism in Eukaryota, Viridiplantae, Streptophyta, Magnoliopsida, Brassicales, Brassicaceae.
GAAAUUUCCAGAAAAAAUUGGGUCCGAUUGUCUAAAUCGUGUAUCGUCUUCUUCAAAACGAACAAUUCGAAACAACCUAAACGCGUAAAUUCCAUUCUUCGCUCUGAGUGAGAAAAAACAGCUUUCUUCGUGUUUCUUUCGUUUUCCAAUAAAGUUACAUUUUUUUUCAAUCACUCGUGAUCUGCAAAAUCGUGUUUGUGAAAUCAAUGACGGAACCCGAAAGGUUAGGAGGAAUCUCCCUGAGUUUCCCGACGAACGAGGAGGACACCCUGACGACGUCAUCGUCUCCAAAGACUCUUCCACGGAGGCUCCGUCGCCGUCUUGUCGAACCGAAAAGCCCCGUAUCCGCUGAAGAGAUUGAUUCCAAACUCAGAGAAGCUGAUCUCCGUCGUCAGCAAUACUAUGAGUCAUUAUCGAGCAAGGCGCGACCUAAGAUGAAAAGCCCGAGAUUGGCUCGUAUGGAGGAGCUUAGUCAAAGACUUGAAUCAAAGCUUAAUGCUGCUGAACAAAAGAGGUUAAGUAUUCUAGAAAAGGAGUUAGCUCGUUUAACAAAGCUAGAUGAAGCAAGACAAGCUGCAAAGAACGGGCUUGAGGAAAGGGUUGUUAAGGAGCGUGUUGAGUUAGAGACAAAAGUUGAAGAAAAGGUUCAAAAGGCAGAGAAGAACAGGAUGCUUCUGUUUAAUGAUAUGGCGCAACGGAGAGCUGCAAAGAGGCAGAGAGCUGCGCAGAGCUUGAUGCAGAGAGCGAUUCAGGAGAAUAGGUAUAAAGAGAGCGUUCGUGCAGCGAUUUAUCAGAAGAGAGCAGCUGCUGAGAGCAAACGGAUGGGGAUUCUUGAAGCGGAAAGGAGAAGAGCGAGCACGAGGCUGACACGGGUUUUCGGAGCUGCUAGCUCUGUGCAGAGUCGAAAGGAAGCUGAGAGAAGGAAGAUGAAGGACCGUUUAGAAGAGCGGCUUCAAAGGGCCAAGAAACUAAAAGCACAGUAUCUGAGGAGAUGGAGAGGCAUGGAUAGCUCUGCACAUCAGAGAUUAGAAGCAAUGAAGAAGAAUCAAGAACAUCUUGUGAGGAUGUUAGAAAGAUGUUGGAGGAGAUUUGUAAAGAACAAGAAAUCUACUUUUGUCUUGGUUAGAGCCUAUCGCGGGCUGGGGAUCGACGAAAAGUCCAUCGAGUCAGUGCCGUUUGAGCAGCUCGCCAUUCAAAUGAACUCCGUUGCUGUAAUUCGAACAGUGAAAGAGUUUCUUGACCGCUUGGAGAUCAGACUUUCCCUUUCUCAGGGAUCCACUGUGGAGAAUAUCAAUCAUCUUCUUAAGCAUAUCGUUCCCCAAGCUCGAAGAGAAAACUCACCUAGUUCCAAGAAGAUGGAAUAUCAAAAGCUCAAAAAGAUUGCGAGAUACCCAGCUAGGAUCUUUCUUUGUGCCUACAUGAUCAAGCAACAUCCAGAUGCAAUCUUUAGAGGAAGAGGUGAACAUGAGAUUGCGUUAGCGGAAUCUGCAGCGUAUCUUAUCCGGGAGUUUGAAUUGUUGGUGAAGAUUAUAUUGGAAGGAGCAGAGUUUACACUCCAGGACAAUGCAUCUCUGUUACCUCCACGUCCAAGAAAGUUCAGAUCUCAACUAGAAGCAUUUGAUAAAGCUUGGUGCUCUUAUCUCAAAGGAUUUGUAGUUUGGAAGACUAACGAUGCUAAGCUUUUAGAAAACGAGUUAGCUGAAACUCAAGAGCCAGAGCUGUCUGAGGCGAAACACACUUCGUCUCCCAAAGUAAUAGACGGUGGCAUCAGUCAGAAGCUGAUGAAGGUAUCGUCUCCAACUAUAUUCACUGAAACUCAUGGAGCAGGAGAAUCUAAAGCUUCUGUAGAUUCGCUUCGUCCAUCUUCAUCUUCUCCAGGAUCAUCGAAUUUUUCUCCGUCUUUAAAGUCUGGAGGAAGCGAGGUCAUUUCUCCUCCAAACGUGGCAGGUCAUAGCUUGGAUACGACAUUGGCGAGUGAGAAUGAAGUAAUCGUAAAUGAAAUUGUCCAUGACAGUACCAGUAGCUUUGCUGAUAGCUUCGACGCUAACAGUGGGGAUACACACAACCUUCAGGUGAAGGUUAAGGAGACAAUGGAAAAAGCUUUUUGGGAUGGAAUCAUGGAAUCAAUGAAACAGUCGCAGCCAGACUUUAGCUGGGUUCUUAAACUCAUGAACGAAGUCAGAGAUGAACUCUGUGAGAUAUCUCCUAAAGAUUGGAGACAAGAGAUUGUUCAAACUAUCGAUACGGAUGUGCUGUCACAGUUACUGACUUCUGGGAAUGUCGACAUGGCUUAUCUUGGGAAUAUUCUGGAGUUUUCCCUUGGGAUUUUGCUGAAACUCUCUGCCCCAGCUAAUGAAGAGGAAAUCAGGAGUACUCACCAUAAAUUAAUGACAGAACUUGGAGAGAUAGUUCCGAGUGAAGGCCAGUCGAAUUCGUCUUAUGCAGUUUUAAUGGUUAAGGGGCUACGCUUUGUUUUGCAGCAGAUUCAGAUUCUGAAGAAGGAAAUCAGCAAAUCUCGUUUGAAACUAUUAGAGCCACUUCUCAAGGGACCUGCAGGUCUGGAAUAUCUGAAGAAGUCAUUUUCCAGUCGCCAUGGUUCCCCUGAACAAGCGUCUUCCUUUCUACCAUUGACAAAGCGUUGGCUCUUUAGUGUUAGAGGAGACGCAGAGAAGGAGUGGAAAGAACACACAGAUGCUCUUUCUGUUGUCACAAAUAAUAACCUCUCUGGAUCAUCAGGCCUCCCUUCGACCACCAUGCGUACCGGAGGCAAUGUUCCCUCUGUUUCAAAAGUCAAUACCCCUUCGUCUUCAUUUCCAGGAAUUGAACUAUCAGAGUGUAAAGGAGAAACUGUGGAUCUUCUUAUUCGUCUUGGCCUGUUGAAAAUGGUGAGCGAAAUUGGUGGUCUCACUUUAGAAACUGUCCCUGAAACAUUUCAACUUAACCUCUCUAGGCUGAGAGCUAUUCAAUCCCAAAUCCAGAAAAUCAUUCUUGUCUCCAUCAGUGUGUUGAUCCUUCAGCAAACACUCGUAAGAGAAAACUCAUUCCCUACGAACAUGGAGACCAUUACAUGGACUUGCAUUAACCGGCUCUACGAGAUGUUAGAUGCAAAACCUGAUGCGGGUCUAUCAGAAAUCAUGGAGACACUCUCCGAGCUUCUUGAUUCUGACGAUGAAGCAGAGACGAAGAAACGUGUGAUUGCUAACAUGCUUGUGAAAAGCUUACAAGCAGGAGACGCAGUGUUCACACGUGUGUCACAGACCAUAUACCUAGCUAUAAGAGCCGCUGUUUUGGCAGGGAACAACACGAGGAGAAAGCAGUUGGUGGAAACAAUACUGAGAAGAAUUGGAGCAGCUUCUCUCGCGGACAAGGUGAUUGAGGUUUCAGACGUUUUGGUUCUUGUGGCGAACGUGUCGCGUAAUGUUCAUGGAUCUUGGUACGAAGAGUUGCUGAAGAAGCCGAAUUGAAAGAGAAGUGUGUGAAUCAGUGCGGUUUGUUUAUGGUUUGGUUAAGAUUUUAAAAGAUUGUAGAUAGAGUCGGAGAAUGACACUCAUGUUUGUUGUCAUACUUAUUAGCUGUUGAUCAUAAAACUGUUAGCAUGUAAUGUAAUAAACUAUAUGGACAAAUAUGUCUUUUUUAUGGACACAUUUGAAGUUUUCUGUUAUUAAAUGGUAUGAUUUGUUUUUUCUUUUUAUGUCGUCUUGUUAUAUAUAAAUAUUUUACGUAGUCAUUGAAAAGAUUAUGAGAAAUUCCUUUAGAUACACUUAAUCAAAGUGUAUUUUCCAC